AUGUUAGCACAUUCUGAAUUUGCUGAUAUUUUAAUAGAACAAUCUAAAUUAUUUCAUCAAUUAUAUCAUGAGAAUUUAAUGAAAAUGACAGCAAAAUUAGAUGAUUUUCAAAGAAUUCGUACAUUAGGACGCGGUGGUUUUGGUCAUGUUCUAUUAGUACGUCAUAUUUAUACUGAUAAAUAUUUUGCAUUAAAAAUUUUAUCUAAAAUACAAGUUAUUAAAAAUCAUCAAAUUCAUAAUGCAAUUAAUGAAAAACGUAUAUUAGCUGCAUGUAAUUUUACAUUUAUUAUACCAUUAUAUUAUAGUUUUAAAGAUAAUAGUAAUUUAUAUCUGGUUAUGGAAUAUGCAAUAGGUGGUGAUUUAUUUACAUUAUUACGUAAUAUGAAACAAUUCCCUAAUGAAAUGGUUAAAUUCUAUGGUGCUCAAGUGAUAUUAGCAUUUGAAUAUUUACAUUAUUUAACAAUAGUUUAUCGUGAUUUAAAACCAGAAAAUCUUUUAAUUCAUUCUAAUGGUUUUAUUAAAUUAACUGAUUUAGGUUUUGCUAAAUUAUUACCUAAACAUAAACGUACAUGGACAUUAUGUGGUACACCAGAUUAUAUGGCACCAGAAAUUAUAUUAAAUAAAGGUUAUCAUCAUUCGGUUGAUUGGUGGGCAUUUGGUAUAUUAUUAUAUGAAAUGACUACUGGUUAUCCACCAUUUAUGCAUUAUGAUCAAAUGAAAACAUUUGAAUUAAUUAUUAUUGGUGAUAUUAAAUUUACAAAUCAUUUUAAUCCAUUAUUAAAAGAUUUAAUUAUCAAUUUAAUACAAAUUGAUUUAAGUCGACGUUAUGGUAAUUUAAAAAAUGGUAUCCAUGAUAUUAAAAAUCAUGAUUAUUUUAAAGAUUUAAAUUGGUUACAAUUAUAUCAAUUGAAUAUUGAACCACCUUAUAAACCAUUAUAUAAUAAUAAUAGUUUACAAGAUAUAAAUCAUUUUGAUUAUGAUAAUGAAAUAAAUUUCAAUAUUGCUGAAAAAGAACAAUUUGAAAAUAGUUUUGAUGAUUUUUGA
This is a messenger RNA of Schistosoma mattheei, 1044 nucleotides long. Lineage: Eukaryota; Metazoa; Platyhelminthes; Trematoda; Strigeidida; Schistosomatidae. The record is from the annotation of a GenBank genome assembly.